AUGGCAGUCUUGUUACAGAAAAGACAUCUAACAGAUAUGACAGAUUUGUUGCUUGCUUGUUUCCUUCUGACCGCGCCUAGUUUAGUUAUUGGCCGCAACGUUGGAGAUGCAGAGGUCGUGGUGGUCAAAGAAAUUAAGAAAAGACAGACUACAGGUUAUCCUGAAAGUUUGCACUUUGUCCUGCACACCAAGUCUUCUUCCAUCAACCUGAGGCUGAAGAGAAACAACCCCGACAACGAAAACGCAGACGUCUUUGUUAUUAAACUGGGAAAAGAUGGGAAACCUGAGUUAGUGAAGGCUGGUGUUGACAAAACCAAGGAGACCGCCACGUACCGAGAUCGAGCAGUUGGCGGAUUGUUUAACGUCUACAACGAUUGCAUCAAAGGUUUACGAUCAACGUGCCAGCGCUCGUUAUGGGGUAUAAUGUACGUGGAUGGAGAACCUUGUGAACUGAGUCGAAUGGACGCGGACGGGCGAAAACGAAAUGAUGACAGCGGCACCUCCGGACAGUAUCUUCUGAAGAGAAGAACCACCGUUGGCGCAAGUCUGUACGCGUCAGUUUUAACAGAUAGACUCUCUGAGGACGAAACGAAAAGAGAUACAUCACAGUGGAUUGUGAACGAGGAGAAAAACACGUACGGAAUUGAACUGGUCAUGAUUGCCGAUUACGCUUUGUAUAAAGAUCUAUCAAAACACAAUGCCAGUCUAACACCACAACGUCAGCGACUAGAGAACAUCAACAGAGUGAGAAGCCAUCUGUCCAACAUCGUUAAUGGCAUGGACUUGCGUUACAAUGGCAUUGACGAUCCCAAUAUGUUCAUUUACGUUCGAAGUGUGGCGUAUGCGAUUAUGGAGGAACCUUGGAUGUCCCAGUUUACAGAGGGAAAACCUCAAGGUGAAGGUCGCCGUGCAGUAGCAGACGCUUUGAAAUCACUUUCCGAGUUUACAAAAUGGAUACACGAGGCAGAAGGGGUGCCAUCAUUUGAUCACGCUAUGUGUGUUACUGGAAACGACAUUGCGUACAAAGGAGACACGGCCACUUUAGGAAUAGCCUACGUGAAAGCCAUAUGCAAGAGAGACCGCACGUCACUGAUAGAGUAUCACAGGAAUCUGAUGGGAGCGGUGGAAACAGCAACGCACGAACUCGGACACAAUCUUGGAGCCGCUCAUGACGGGGAAAACAACAACUGUGAGAGCUCCAGCCAGUACAUAAUGGCGUCCUUCGUUGGCAGACGACAUGACCAGAUCAAGUUGAAUCCGUGGAAGUUCUCGCCGUGCUCUGUGAACUAUUUCAAGAAGUCUCUCUCCAAUAUUAAAAAACAUGGAGAAAACUGUCUGGAAAAUACAGCAAAAACCGGUAACCCUGCUGAAUAUAGGUACCACACAUCGAGACUUCCGGGACAGAUUUACUCAGCUGACGAACAGUGCAAGUUUAUCAAAGGACAGGAGUCUCACUUUUGUAGUUGGUUGAUUCGCCCAGAAGAGGUGUGUACGCGACUCGCCUGCUUGAUGCCCGGCCCGCACUACUUGGAGACGAAGUGUCAGGUGUACAGCGCGGCUCGCGGUACCUCGUGUGGACACAGAAAGCGUAAUCACCAGUUAGUUAUGCUUCUCACGUUGAGUGUUGCCCGUCUCCAUCAGUCACUCGGAGAUGUUCUCUUUCUCGUUUCAGUGGUGCAUUGA
Molecule: messenger RNA, 1683 nt
Organism: Gigantopelta aegis
Lineage: Eukaryota; Metazoa; Mollusca; Gastropoda; Neomphalida; Peltospiridae
Product: zinc metalloproteinase/disintegrin-like
Exons: 15
Coding region: 1-1683 (560 amino acids)
Biological process (GO): proteolysis
Molecular function (GO): metalloendopeptidase activity
Source: RefSeq, a predicted model, not a curated record